Fusarium mangiferae is the source of this 1683-nucleotide messenger RNA. RefSeq lists its product as uncharacterized. Lineage: Eukaryota; Fungi; Ascomycota; Sordariomycetes; Hypocreales; Nectriaceae. The transcript has 4 exons. The record is from RefSeq and is a predicted model, not a curated record. Bases 1 to 1683 code for a protein of 560 amino acids. Gene Ontology annotation, molecular function: RNA binding.
AUGGCAAAACGUUCAAAAAGCCUGACAGCUUCUUCCAAGGCGGUGGACCCCACCCUCGACGCUCUUUUUGCGUCCAGUGCUGGUCCUGUGCAGGCUCCCGUUAAGUCAAGAUACUCGACGUUGGUGGAACAAAAGGUUCGGGAACCUCCCAAGCCAAGGGUGCAACUCGAAGAACAAGACGCCGACGAUGAGGUCCUCUCUGAGAUUAGCGAGGAGCUGAGUUUCGAAGAAGAUGGCCCAUCAGACGAGGAAGAGGAUGUUUCCGACGCUUCGGAGCCAGAGGGGGGGAGUGAAGACGAGCAAGAGGAAGAGGAAGAAUCUUCAGACGAGCCCAUGAAGGAUGCGCCAGUGGAGCUCGACGACAUUAUUGAUGCGACAGAAGACAAGUCAAGCAAGGAUCGGAAACGAAAGAGAAAAAACGAAAACGACGAUCUGGAGGGCAAAUACUUGGACAAACUUGUUGCGGAAGAGGAAGCUGAGCGCGCCGGCAAGCGACAAAAGAACGAUGCUCUGAAUAAGACCGAAAAGGCUGUCGCGGAGGAUGAGGAUGCCGGCAACGACAGUGACAUUCCCGUCCAUGAGACCCUCGCCAAGAACAACAAGUCGUCAGACCUCGAGAAGGCAGCGCGAACAGUCUUCCUCGCCAACGUGUCCACAGAAGCAAUCAAUUCCAAGGCCGCCAAGAAGACCCUCAUGGCCCAUCUGUCAUCCAUUCUGGAUAAAGAUGUCACUCCUCCGCAAACUAUCGAGUCAUUGCGUUUCCGUUCCGUUGCUUUCGCAGGUGGCUCUCUCCCUAAGCGAGCAGCUUACAUUACUAAGAGCCUGAUGGACGCGACGACCAAGUCCGCUAAUGCAUAUGUCGUGUACUCAACCUCGGCGGCUGCUCGCAAGGCUGCCGCAGAACUCAAUGGUACCCAAGUCCUUGAAAGGCACCUGAGAGUUGACAGCGUCGCCCACCCCAGUCCCACGGAUCACCGCCGGUGUGUGUUUGUUGGCAACCUCGGGUUUGUUGACGAUGAGACCGUCUUGAACACCAACGCGGAUGGUGACACUACGGAGAAGAAGAAGAACAAGACCCCAUCCGAUGUCGAAGAAGGUCUUUGGCGAACGUUUGGCACCCAGGGCAAGGUUGAAAACGUCCGAGUAGUUCGAGAUUCCAAGACUCGUGUAGGCAAGGGUUUCGCCUAUGUCCAAUUUUAUGACGGCAACGAUGUCGAGGCAGCCUUACUCCUUGAUGGCAAGAAAUUUCCUCCCAUGUUGCCGCGUAAGUUGCGAGUUACUCGAGCCAAGGAUCCUCGCAAGACAGCUCUCGCCCAGGAGCGAGCCAGGGGCAAGAAUAUCGUUCCUAAUGGCGCCGCCAAGAGCACAAAAUACAAGCACAAGGCUACACCUGAGGAGCAGUCCAUGGCUGGACGUACAAGCAAGCUUCUCGGCCGCUCGGCCGCCGUGCAGCAACGCCACAAGAAGCGCCCCUCAACACAGGGUGCUUCCGAAGAUGCUCAGAACAUUCCGUCCAAUAUCAAAGGACCUGAGCAGUUCGUUUUUGAAGGCCGUCGUGCUUCAGCUAAGGACGGCACACCCAAAGAUCUUAAACUUGGUAAGAAGGGCAAGGGCAAGGGCAGGUCCGGCAGGCCCCAAAACCGAGGCGCAAGGAGAGCUGCCGAGUGGAAGAAGAAGAGCUGA